AUGAACCAAAAAAUAAAAGCUAGUAUUUCUAUUGCACAACAAUUAAAUAAAGGAAAACAUCAAAAAAUAAAAUCUUCAUUAGAUGAAGAUAUUCAAGUUCAAUCACAACAUGAAAAUGGCUCAAAAGAAAUGGGAUUUGAAUAUAAAAAAUUUACUAAAGGUGUUUAUGUUGAGGGAAGAUAUUAUUGA
Molecule: messenger RNA, 189 nt
Organism: Diversispora eburnea
Lineage: Eukaryota; Fungi; Glomeromycota; Glomeromycetes; Diversisporales; Diversisporaceae
Source: the annotation of a GenBank genome assembly